AUGCUCUCAUUUGAUGUGGCGAACAUCUUCGUGAACGCGGCGGCACCUGCAGGCCCAUGGGACGCGUUCAACUACGCGCCCGAGUCGAAGACUGUGUAUCCGAGUGCGGUGAGGCAGGUGGAGGGGAGUGUGGUUGGUGCGGAGAAUCUUGUGGGUGGGGGCGAAGGUGGGAGCGCGGUAUUGGAAGGGGUGGGAAGUUAUGCGGUGCUUGAUUUUGGGAAGGAGGUCGGCGGUCUGAUCUCCCUGAACUUCGACAACACGACCUCAACAUCCUCCAUCGCCCUCUCAUUCACCGAAUCCCCCCUCUUCAUCAAUCCCCUCCAAUCCGACGACUCGACCUACCCCUCCGCCAACAUGUCCUACGACGGCGUCCUCUCCGUCCCUGCGCCCCUCUCCACCGGCCCCUGGACGCAACCCCCCUCCCGCCUCCGCGGCGGCUUCCGCUUCCUCACCAUCUCCCUCACUGACACCUCGAACGCAUCCAUAUCCAUCUCCAACAUCUCGUGCGCUAUCUCCUUCAUGCCGCACUACGACGAUCUGCGGAAUUAUACCGGGUAUUUUUAUGCGAAGGAUACGCUGGGGAGUAAGUUUGGGUAUGGAGGCGAGGUGGGAGAUGUGGAUUUCCUAAGUAAGGUGUGGUAUGCGGGGGCGUAUACUGUGCAGACGAAUACGGUGCCGUUGGAUACGGGAAGGAUGAUUCCGAUGGUGGCUUCUCCAGGAUGGGCGAAUAAUGCGACGCUGGGUGUGGCGGGACCUAUCAUUGUUGACGGCGCGAAACGAGAUCGAGCAGUGUGGCCCGGUGAUAUGGGCAUCGCUGUGCCCACUCAAUUCGUCUCCACGAAUGAUCUGCUACCGACGAAGAACGCGCUGUCCACGAUGUUCGCAGCUCAGGAUCCUAGCACGGGCGCAUUACCCGAGUCUGGGCCACCUCUAAGUCAGACUGGCAGCGACACCUAUCAUAUGUGGACUCUCAUCGGGGCACAUAACUACUACACGUACUCUGGAGACCUGGACUGGUUGCAGACGAUCUGGACGAAUUAUACGAAGGCGGUGGCGUUCCUCGAGGGUAAAGUUGAUAGUUCGGGUUUGAUGAAUAUUACGGGCUUGAGGGAUUGGGCCAGGAAGGGUGGCGGAGGGCAUAAUGCGGAGGGAAAUGCAUUGCUCUACAAGACAUUGGUCAACAGCGCCGACCUCGCCAAGACACUAAACUCCUCCGACCUCGCCUCCUCCUGGUCCAGCAACGCCACCGCUCUGAAGUCAACCUUCAACUCCGUCUUCUGGGUCGACUCCCUCGGGAUGUAUCGCGACAACUCGAGCACGACGCUCUGUCCGCAGGACGCCAAUUCCAUGGCGAUAUUGUAUAAUCUGACGACUUCGCCGGAGCAGGCGAGUAUGGUGAGCGAGGGCCUGGAGAAGAAUUGGGUCGAGAUUGGGGCGGUGGCCCCGGAGUUGCCGGAUAAUGUCUCGCCGUUUAUUAGUGGACUUGAGCUGUCGGCUCAUUUUGUGGCGGGAAAUGCGUCGAGGGCUAUGGAUCUGCUGCAUCGUGAGUGGGGCUUUAUGCUCUACACGAAUACGAGUGUGCAGUCGACACUCUUGGAGGGUUUCACGAGCAACGGCUCUUUACUUUACCGUUCCUACCAAGGCUACAACUACGACCCCUCCUACAUAAGUCACUCUCAUGGCUGGUCCUCCGGCCCAACCUCCGCCCUCACAUUCUACGUCCUCGGACUCACCGUAACAGCCCCCCAAGGCUCUACCUGGUCCAUUGCGCCACAGCUCAGCGGUCUCGACGCCGCCGAGGGCGGAUUCGAGACUCCUUUAGGCUGGUUCGGCGUGCAGUGGAAUGUCACCGGUGGCAGUAACAGUGACGACGCGCCUGCAGCAUUUACGUUGAAGUUCGAUGUACCACAGGGGACGAAGGGGGUGGUGACGUUGCCGGUGGUGGGGAAUACGACUUUGGAUGGGACGGCGGUGAAUGUGGGAGGGGAUGGAGUGUUGGAGAGUGGGGGAGGGGUGCAUGUUGUGGUUGUGCAGACUUGA
Stereum hirsutum FP-91666 SS1 is the source of this 2040-nucleotide messenger RNA. RefSeq names its product glycoside hydrolase family 78 protein. Bases 1 to 2040 code for a protein of 679 amino acids. The transcript has 10 exons. Gene Ontology annotation, biological process: carbohydrate metabolic process. The record is from RefSeq and is a predicted model, not a curated record. Lineage: Eukaryota; Fungi; Basidiomycota; Agaricomycetes; Russulales; Stereaceae.